This is a messenger RNA of Parnassius mnemosyne (clouded apollo), 414 nucleotides long. The record is from the annotation of a GenBank genome assembly. Lineage: Eukaryota; Metazoa; Arthropoda; Insecta; Lepidoptera; Papilionidae.
UUGGUCAUCGUCGAUAAUCGGCUUACAGCUACUCGAUACAUCGAGGAAGUUCUUCAGGAGCAUGUAAUUCCUUAUUCGGGAUUCAUUGGACACGACCAAUUCCUCCUCAUGCACGAUAAUGCACGCCCGCACGUCGCACAUUGUGUAGAGGAAUAUCUGGAAGAGGUUGGAAUACAAAAAUUACAGUGGCCAGCUCGUAGCCCGGACUUAAAUCCAAUUGAGUAUGUAUGGGGUAUGUUCAAAAGAAAGAUAAAGUCCAGCUCCAAACCGCCACAAACUCUAAAUGAGCUCCGAAAUACAGCGCUGGCCGCUUGGGACAGCAUACCGCAAGUUGAUGUCAGAAACAUCAUUCAAAGUAUGCCAGAUCGAAUGCAAGCGGUUAUCAGGGCUAAGGGAGGAAACACCCGAUAUUAA